AUGGUCCAAACAUAUCAAAGUCCAGUUAGAAUUUAUAAAUAUUCUUUCGAGAUAGUUAUGGCUGCUUACGAGAGACGCUUUCCAACUUGUCCUCAAAUCCCUAUUUUUGUUGGAUCUGAAAUUACUUAUGAGUAUCAUUCGGAAGAUGGUGCAGAAGAAAUCAUUGAGCGUAAAUGUCAGCUAAACGUUGAUGCGCCCUAUCUUUUAAAAAAGAUAGCUGGCGUAGAUUAUGUGUAUUUUACGCAAAAAAAUUCAUUAAAUCGACGAAAGCGGACUCUCCUUAUAGAAGCAUCAAAUAUCUCAUUUGCAAGUCGUAUCGAAAUCAAGGAAACUUGCAUGUAUUAUGUUCAUCCUGAUAAUUGUGAAUGGACAUGUUUUGAACAAAGUGGAUCGCUUGAUGUGAAAUCGUUUUUUGGUUUCGAACCCACAGUUGAAAAAUUGGCAGUUAAACAUUAUGCUGCUAAUCUUGCAAAGGGCAAAGAGGUGAUGGAGCAUUUCAUCGAUGAACUUAUUAAAAGUGGUGUGACGUUUAUACCGCCAUUCAGUGAUAUUACAGAAGCAGAUGCUGAUUCUGCAGUUAAUAGUUUCAAACCAUGCGAUGAUGAUAAGAAAACGACGCGAAAGACAAGCAUUAUCCAUCCCGAUACAAAACUUGAAGCAGAUUAUAUCAGGCGCUUUCUUGGUCAGUUAAGUCCACUUGAGGAAAGUCGAUUAUGUGAACUAAAAUAUGGUCUUCAUUAUUCACAUAAAGGGAAAUUGCCAAACGAUGCACAUCUUCUGCGAUUUUUACGGGCACGAGAUUUUGAUGUUGUAAGGGCUAGUGAAAUGGUGCAGAAAAGUUUGCUCUGGCGUAAGCAGCAUAAUGUGGAUAAAAUUUUGCAAGAUUUUCAGCCUCCAGCCAACUUAUUGCAUUUCUUUCCUGGCUGUUGGCAUUAUAAUGAUAAAGAUGGCAGGCCGAUAUUUGUUUUACGUAUUGGAAGAUUAGAUGUGAAGGGUCUUCUGAGAGCGUUCGGUUUGGAAACAAUUGUUAAAUUUACACUUUCCAUUAUUGAGGAAGGUCUACUGAAAACAAUAGAAGCUACUCGCAAUCGAGGUGUACCUAUAAGUACCUGGACACUCUUGGUUGAUGUCGAUGGAUUGAGUAUGCGACAUCUCUGGCGGCCCGGCAUACAAGCAUUGCUGCGUAUUAUCGAAAUUGCUGAGGCUCAUUAUCCAGAAACAAUGGGUCUAGUGUUAAUUGCUCGCGCACCACGGAUAUUUCCCGUUUUGUGGACAUUAAUUUCACCAUUUAUUAAUGAAAAUACGCGGAAAAAAUUUAUGGUGAACGCCAGUGAAUCCCUCCCUGCUGAAUUAGCAAAAUAUAUUGACGAAAAAUAUGUUCCCGAUUUUCUUGGUGGUCCGUGCCCAUGUAAAGCAUCGGAUGCUGGCCACGUCCCCAAAAGUCUUUAUAGAAGCGUUGAUUGUAUUGGUUUGGAUGACGACGAUGCUCUAUCUUCUACUUAUCAAUCAGCCAAUGUAUAUAAAGGUGUACCUUACGAAGUUAUUGUAAAAGUUCCUAUCAGAGGUUGCGUAUUAACUUGGGAUUUUGAUAUCAUAAAGGGAGAAUGUGAAUUUGUAAUAUAUUCAACGGAAAAGUUGCUUGAACCAAUUCCUCAUCCUGGUUCGCCUUCAGUAUUAUCGCCAGUGGAAAUAGUUACCCAAGCUAUUGGAACUUCUUUGACUUCCACUCUUUAUUCGGAUCCAAAACUUAGUAUUGGAGUUGAUUUAAGCGUUGAAGAAAAACCCGUUCAGUUCGCUGAGGGCGAUUCAAUGCAAGGAUCGCAUUAUUGUUUAAGAGCUGGUACUUAUAUUCUACAGUGGCGUUAUAUAGAAGCAGCUAUCAGUCAAUCAUUUGAUUUUUCUAUAUCACAUCACAAAUGCAAAUUUAUGUAUUACCAUGAAUUACUUAAUGCACUUGAUUUCAAAGGAUCAGUUGCUUCAUUGGAUUCAAGAAAGUCAUCUUUUUCAUCGCUUGCUGCUGCAGCAGCUUCAGUUCCAGCAACGCCUGUAUCUACUAAAAAGAAUUCUUAG
Dracunculus medinensis (Guinea worm) is the source of this 2070-nucleotide messenger RNA. NCBI's taxonomy places the organism in Eukaryota, Metazoa, Nematoda, Chromadorea, Rhabditida, Dracunculidae. The record is from the annotation of a GenBank genome assembly.